AUGGGUGCUACGCGAGCUCACCAUUCAGUCAAAGGUGUUGCUAGACAAUUACGUGUAGCCAUGUGCAACCAUGCAAGACAGACAAAAGGAUUUGAAUAUGCACUUGCACAACCAAUAAAUCAAGAUACACGCUAUAUUUAUCUCAAUGAAAUGAAUGGAAAGGAACUUUCAGUCAUAGAUCCAACAACAUGGUUAUGGAAGAAAACGGGUAACGAAUCAGCAUAUCCAUAUGAGAAUUACACCGGUGGAUGUAUACCAAAUAUUUUAGUCAAACUGGUAUCAGUUGGAAAUGCAUGA
This is a messenger RNA of Rotaria sp. Silwood2, 297 nucleotides long. The record is from the annotation of a GenBank genome assembly. NCBI's taxonomy places the organism in Eukaryota, Metazoa, Rotifera, Eurotatoria, Philodinida, Philodinidae.